This is a messenger RNA of Thunnus maccoyii (southern bluefin tuna), 9499 nucleotides long. Its product is annotated as microtubule-associated protein 4. Gene Ontology annotation, biological process: microtubule cytoskeleton organization; neuron projection development. Gene Ontology annotation, cellular component: neuron projection. Gene Ontology annotation, molecular function: microtubule binding. The transcript has 19 exons. The record is from RefSeq and is a predicted model, not a curated record. The coding region runs from base 105 to 4550 and encodes 1481 amino acids. Lineage: Eukaryota; Metazoa; Chordata; Actinopteri; Scombriformes; Scombridae.
AGUCUGCGGCCAGCGGAGCGCACUCUCGGGUGGGCGGAUCGUAGCGGUGACAGCGACGCUCGGAGACUCCCGAACAAACUGUCAAAAAGCAGACAAGUAACGCCAUGGCGGAGUUAGACCUGAGUCUGAGUGACGCGCUGACGGACAGCGUUCCCCAGUCAGGCCCUGAGAGCCUGGUGGAGAGGGACUUUGUGGCUCAGCUGGAGGCGGAGGCCUUCGACGAUCAAGUCGGGGAGACGGUGGGAAAGACAGAGUAUGUCCCCCUGCUGGACAACGAUGACACCAGAGCAGACACGGGUACUGCGUUGGAGAAUGGAGAGCAGGAAGCUCAGGGUGUGCAAAAGCCUGGUUGUAAGCUGACCGCAGGGGGACCGACAUCAGUGUUGCGCCCAGAGCCACAGGGAGAGGUGCGGACACACUCACUGGACCAGCAGCAGGCCUUGGCUACAGACUUCUUAUCAGCCUCCAUGGCAGGUUAUUCAGAUUCUCUGGGCUCCCAGACCAGCUCAGCCCAAAUGAUGGAUUCUGGCCUAAUGGGAGCUUUUUCAGGUUUCUCCCAGCCUUCAGGAUUGGGGUUGAAUGUGGAGGUGGGUGCAGCCCCCCUCUCAGCAGAGAGACCUUCAAGUAUAGCUGAACCCCAGCAGCCCACUCCCCCAGCGGCAUCAGACGCUCCUAAAGAGCACAGCCCCAUGCUGCCUGAACCCCAGACUCCUCGCAGCCCUCUGGAUCUGUCAGAAGGUGCCUUAGGCGACUGCUGGCCAGACCAGGCUGGCUGCCUACCGACAGACCUCCCUUUCACCCCCAGUGUCUCCAAUGUGAUAAAUCGCCAUGCCAGACAUCUCGCAACCACCCCCGAUGACCCACCUGAAAGCUGGCCCAGUCGUGAGAGCACCACCUAUGCUGGAGGCGACGAAAGGGAGGGAGAUGGAGCAGACCGAAAACAGAAGAAGAAGAAGAAAAGGCGACAGAAAGAUGAGGGUUCUUACGAAAACCUCGAGAGCAAGGGCCACCCUGAGGCGCAAGCACAGGGAGAAAACACUCCCCCAGCAGAGGAGUUCUACCAAAGGAUUGGCCCAAGGCGGGAUAGAGGAGAGGGCGGCUGGGAGGAGCAGCUUGGGAAGAGUGGAGGCCGGGGGAAGAGGGGGAAGAACAGAAAGAAGAUUCCUGAGGAGUGGGGAGUGGUGCCAGAACCAUUUGUCCCUUCAUCCACAGCGACCUCUCAAAAAACAGAGGAGGCGAUAAUGGAUCUAGGGAGUCCAGCUCAGGCAAACCCGGAGGCCUCCUUUGAAGAUAUGGACACCAGCCAGGGGAAAAAGGAGGUCUACCCAGAAGAAGGCCUACUACCUUCCGCUCUGUCCCAGGACCUAUUCUCCCCUACAGCUGCUUCCAUUAGCCCACUGGUCCUCAACAGCGAGCUAAAAGCCACAGCAGCUCCAUUCACAAUGCCCUCCACCACCAACACUGGAACAGUUGGCUCCUUACCCACAACUCCUCGCCCUGAUGAUCCAUUUGACCUCCUGAUGGAUAGCGAAAAUGCUAGCCUGGGCAAUAGCAGCCAGGCUUUUUCUCCAUCUUUCACUCCAGAAAAUGAAGCGGCAGUUGGUGACAUGGUUGACAGCGGGAUGUUUGACAACUCCAGUUCCUUCCAAGAGUCUUGUGUGCAAGUCACCAUGCCUGAAAGCGACACCUCAGCUUUUAGUCCUGCCUCCCAGCCAAGCCCAGCCCUUUCCAUGAAAGGUGAGGUGUUAGCUUCAGCUCCACCUCUUUCACCCUCAGAUGCUUCAUGGCUCCUGAACGACUCCCACAUGAGCAGCAAAAGCGAGUUAUUUGACUUCACUGACAUGAGCACCUCAGGUCAUCCUUUACCCUUAGGCCUGGCCUUCGACACCCCAAGCCCAGCCCCUCUCCGCUCCCCCAAAACUACAGCUCAGGAAUCCCAAACCAAAGAACACAAAGAUGCCAAAUCGACCCAGAAACAAUCUAAGAAGUCUCGUUCUUCAUCUUCUUCCUCCUCUGUAAAGAGUCCUACCUCCCCAGGGGCUAAGAAGUUCCCUACACAGGAAUCUCCAGGAAUCAGCCCCUCUUCCCCUCCAUCACACAGCCCUCUGGGAGCUCCAGGAUCUGGUCUUAACCCUGCAGCUAAGCCCUUCUUUCCCAGCUUUGCUGAUCCCAUGGAAGAACCAGCUGUGGCCCCUCCAGUUGCCCCUACUGAAGUAAAAUCAGACAAGCUGGAGAAGGCAGAGAAGAAGGAUGAGAAGCUGGAGGACAAUAUAAAGAAGGUGGACCUGUUUGACCCCCUGGAUAACGUUGAGCAUAAGAGCGUGAAGGUUGAAUUCACAAGCAGUGAGCCUUCAGUCAAGGUGGAGAGAGAGGCAGAGAAGGAAAAACAGAAAGAAACAGAAAAGGAGAUGGAGAAAGAGAGGGAGAAAGAGGCCGAAAAGAUUAAAGAGAAGGAGAAAGAGCCAGAAAAGGCUGAAGACAAAGAGAAGGAGGCCGAAAAGAUGAAAGACAAAGAGAUAGAAAAAAUGGAAUCAAUGCAGCAGAAGACAGAAAAAGAGGAUAAAAUGAACAAGAUAGAAGACUCACCAGACGAAUGGAUGAAGACAGAGAACGUAGACAAGACAGAGAAAACAGUUAAAGUGGAGAUGACAGACAAAGUAGAGAAUAAAGCUGAGAAAGCAGAAAAUGUGGAAAAAGUGGACAUCAAUGAAAAGCCCAAAAUGGAAGACAAAGCAGAGAACAAAAACACAGAGAAGACUGAGAAAACAGAGAUGAAGGACGGCAAAGAUCAGCACAUUGACAUAGUGGAAAAGACCCCAGAGCAACAGCCGACACCCGUCAAGCUUGAUACCAGUUUUGACAAGCCAGAGAUGAAGGCUGACACGGAGACAAAGGUGACAGUAGAGGUGGAAGAAACCAAGAAUGAGAAGGCUGACACAGACACAGCCAAGAAGACAGAGAAAGAGGACGAGGUGGAGAAACUGCCGGAGAAACCGUCAGAGAAGCCAGCCGAAAAACCAACGCAGAAGAACGAAAAGGAAGAAAAGCAGGACAAAAUGCAGGGUGAAAAAAAGACUGUAGAGAAAAAAGAUGACAAAAAGGACAAGGCUGUGAAAGCAGAUGGAGGAGAGAAGGCCAAAAAGGCAAAACCUGCGACUAAUGGCAGCAGUGCAACACCCAGCAAAGACCUGGCAAGUGCAGACAAGAAGACCAAGCCUGCUGCCGGGGUGACCAAACUGAGCGCCACUGCCAAAACACGGCCGAGCUCUGCGGCUGCCAGUGGUGGUUCAGCCGCAGCCCCUACUAGGCGCCCCACACCCUCCUCCACCACCUCCACCUUAGACAAAAAACCAACCACAGCCAGGGCACCAUCCACAGCCGCUGCUGGCCUAAAGCGGCCCUCCACCACCUCUACCAGCCGCCCCUCAUCCUCAACCACUGCCACUUCACGUGACAUCAAACCCAAGACAACUGCAGAGAAGCGCCCCCUUGUGCCAAAGACAAGCACUGCCACCUCAAAUCUUACAGGCUCCACUGCAGCCAGAAAUGGAACUGCUACAGCAGCCAGUAAAACCGCUACAUCAAUGCGCACAACGGCGUCUACUCGCACUGCUACCACCGCUGCAGCCAAAAGGCCUCUGGCCUCUAAGACAGACAGCAAACCAGGAGAGGAGAAGAAGCCCAGCACUCUGAGGACUUCUACAGCUGACUCUACCAAGCCCAAGAGCACCACAACCCGCAGCUCUGUUUCCACCACCGCUGCUUCUCGCACCCGAACCACAGCAGCCAAACCGGCCACACCCUCCUCCGCCACUGGCUCAGUACCUGAGAAGAAGCCCCCUGUGCCCCGCAUCCCCCGGGCCACUUCCUCAGCCACUUCCACUGCAACCACCGCUUCAAGGACCACAUCUCGCCCCAGCCCAGGGACGGCCCCGGACAUCCGCAACGCCCGCUCUAAGAUUGGCUCUACGGACAACAUGAAGCACCAGCCUGGAGGAGGGAAGGUGUCAUCUGCCUCUCAGAGCAGGGGCGUCGCCUCCAAAGAAACAAGCCAGGGCAAAGUUCAGAUAGUCUCCAAAAAGCUGGACUUCAGCCACGUUGGCUCACGCUUGGGCUCCAAGGACAAUAUGAAGCAUGUUCCUGGUGGAGGGAAUGUGCAGAUACUCAACAAGAAGGUGGAUUUGAGUAAGGUGACAUCAAAGUGUGGCUCCAAGGACAACAUCAAGCAUAAGCCUGGUGGUGGCGACGUGAAGAUCGGGUCCCACAAAAUGAACUUUAGGGAAAAGGCUCAGUCCAAAGUGGGCUCCAUGGACAAUGUGAGCCAUGCACCUGGUGGAGGAAACAUCAAGGCUGAGGGGGCCCAGGAGACAACAGAGGGGAAUGGGACUCCCCUGAGUGGCACCCCGACCCCAGCCCCAGGCUCCGAGCCAGGGCAGGCGGGGAGCCCUGCUGCCCAGGAGAAUGGGCUGAAGGAGGGGGCUCCCUGUGAUAGUGAGGGCCUCCGGGAGCCCCAGGCUCUGGACUCACGCAUCCCAGAGACAAGCAUCUAAUUCUGCUAUCCCUUUGCCCUCCUCACUUCUUCAUCUCAACCCCCCCCCCCUAUAACAUCCUUCUCCUCUCUACCUUUGUCUCGACUUCUCUUUCUCCCUCACCUCCUCCAACCUUUCUGCUGCAGAUUGAGUCUUUCAAGCUCAACUUCCGCGAGAAUGCUCGCUCUCGCACGGACCACGGCGCCGACAUCAUCACCUGGCCAGCCCCCCAGGACAACAACAGACCCCACCCACACGUUUCCUCCUAUUAUCUACACCACAACCACCCGACUCCACGCAGUGUCUCCUUCAACGAGUCGUUGGCUUCUGCAGGCUGUACCGGCUCCCCCUCUGCCCCCUCCUUGCUGCAUCUUCAGGGGGAGGUCCAGGGGGACAACAGCAGCCCCUUAAAGGGAUCUUGACCUUUCUUGACCCUCUCAAGCUCUUAAAACCUCCUUUUAUCUUUAAGCUCUAAUUAAAAAUUAUGACUCAUCUAAAAGAUUUGCCACUUCUAGUAUCAUGUUGUCAUGCCUCUUCUCUCACAUUUGAGCUCAUCAUCAUGCACCAUCGCCCUCAUCGUUUGCCACCCUCACCUUACUAUAUUUGGCUGAAGCGACUGUAUAGACUAAGAUUGGGCCUCAGUGGGAAUCUAUGUGAAAGGAAAUGAGCGGACGGAAGGUGUUCUCAUAUAUUUUGGUUGCAUCUUCUCCGAGGAGGCUAAUAAGGAAUUGUUGGUUUCCCACAGCCCGGUGGUGGACCCUCGGAAACCUGCGUCAUCCUGCCUCCACACCCUAAAAAAACAGCAGUUCAUUUGUCAACUGAAUGAUGUGGAGACCCCCUCUUGGACUAACCCAUGGCUCCUGUCACACACACACACACACACACACAUAGCUUCUCUUUUCCUUGUGACUUUUAGGGGCCGUUUGUUCCCAGUAACCACUGACUCUCUGCUUCAAUAAUAUCAUAGUAACUCAUCGUCUAUCUCAUCGUCUCCUCGUCUCUCUUCACUCUCCAUCUUAGGAUCACUCACCAUAAACAAGCUGACAUACAUACAAAAAAAAGCUAAACAACAAGUAGGCUGUUUGAACCAUUUUAGGCUGUUUAACUCUUUAUUCUCUGUGUUUGUGAUGAUGUGUUUGAGUGACAAACUUGUGUAAAAAUGAGCUUUGGUGUUCUGAUCUGAUCUUACUUUCUGUCUUUUCUCGAGUUUUCUUUUUCCCUCCUAGUUUUUUAAUUUGAAAACAAGGGUUUAUUUAUUUAUUGUAUGUUUCUUCCUGUAUAAGCAAUACAGCGGGACGGUCUUUCUUUUUUCCGAUAGCACUCAGAAAAUCUUGGAAACGCACAGGUUUUUUGUAAACCAAGGCACACACAGUGAAGAAAGAGAUGACAUUCAGAGGGAGGGAGAAUGUGAAUGAAGGAGGUGUUGCUAGGACGGUGAAAAAGAUGCGUUUGAAGUGUGUUUUUACGUGUAUGACUAAAUAGCAAAAGACGUGUCGAACCUGAAGGUGUUUUGAAAUACAAUAGAGAGAGUUGCUUAAGUAGAGAAGCUUUAACUGAGCAUGCAGUCCAGAGGGUGAUGAGGAAGAUGUUUAAACGCUGCAGAUACAAAAAAAAAAAAAAAUGUCUCUGACGUUAAAGGAGCUGUGUGUCUCGUAUGUGCCUCCUGUCCUUCUUACCUGAAAACUACAGUAAACGAGGUCGAUGCAGGCUCGCACCUAAAACUGCUCAGAGAAAGAGACUGUCGUAGUUGACGAAAACGGAAAUAAAAAUGCGAGGAGCGACUUGCUGUUUUUUAAGAGGAUUCUGUAAAUCAAGGUGUCCUGGUAGUUGUUUGUAGUCAUGGUUGUCGUCCCAUUUCAGGUGUUUCUAUUAGGGUAAUGGUAGCAUGUUGUUUGGCGGUUGGCAAAAAGCUUUCAGCUGAAGACUAAAAACAUCUAUAAUAUGUGUUCAGCACUUUUCUCGUUGGCAGUGGAACAUGUGGCUUAUCCUCUUCUCUUGUAGCAAUGUAUUCAACUGUUGCCUCCAAUUGCCUUUUAUAAUGCAUGGCCAGAUAAUAUAAUAUCAUGCCCAGAGCUGAAAGCCUAUGUGCAUUAUAACUCAAGUGUUGUGGUUUGGUACCGUGUGUCUACCCCCUGGGGCAAUUUGUAACAGUGAUGGGCAGGAAGAAAUCUAUUCUGAUGGUUGCAGUUUCACCUCUUAGUUUAGUUGAUUCCAAACUAGGUGCUGAUCUGUAUACAAUGACUCCAUGGCUCAAACUUACAGAGAUGGAUUAUUGGUGGGAUGGUAUUUUUAGUAUAAGUUCUUUUUUUUUUUUAGCAGUUAAUUAUUUCAGUGAUUUAUCAGCUAAAAAAGCUGAGUAAAAUUGGUUCUGCUCAUUAUCAGCUUGCCAGCCAUCACUGCAUCGCAUCCUCGCUCCGUUUUAAGUAUAGUGUUAUAACAAGGGCUGGGUAUCAUUUACUAAUGCUACUGAUACCAAAACAAUAAUUACCAAUACCUUAAACUUGCAUUUGCUUUCACUUUAAGGAAUAUAAAGAUUUUUUUUUCUACAAAACCCUUGUGUCAUUUAUGAAAAGAAGCCAAACUUCUCAAAUGUUGACUGCUGUCUAAACACAAGCAGCCACACGAGAACUUUGCCAACGUUAAAUAGUCUAAAAUUGGCAACAGAAACUAUCUGAUCAAAAAAUAAGUGCAGAUAAUUAUGAAUCUGACUGCAUAUUCAUUGCCAGCUUUUCAGUUUUAGAUAUUCAUACUACUACAACAGACACAUUUCAGAUGGUAGCAAAAAAUACCCAGCUCUAGUUAUAAUACUGAUCUAGUGAAAAAAGGAUAAAGCAAUUUACAGUUUGGAUUAUAUGCAUACAACAUCUCCACCACAGUUAAUUUGUUUGAGUAAAAAGUCAAAUUAAAUAAAAUUCUUGUCAGAGAUUUAACAAGUUCUAAAAAAAACAACAAAAAAUCAUGUCUAUUUAGUUAAUCCAGUUUUAGAAGCACAUCUUCACUGACUGCCCCUCAGAGGUGACAUAAAACUACAAAAACACUCCUGAAUUUUUUUUAUUCAAACUGUCACUUUAAUAACGGUCGGUGAAGAAGCUUUGACACAACUAAAUUGCACCUUAAUGCUGGAAUAUAUCAAAGAGGGCUCACUGUGAUGGAGUGGUGGUAUUUAAUUAACAAUUCCUCUAUGAACAAGUGAUCCCGGAUGACUUAAUUAUGAAUGAGCUUUUGUGUGAUGAAAUGAACAGAGCAAGAACUUUCCCUCUACUAUUAAAUCAUGAAUUGAAACACUAUUCAGUUUAGAUUCACUCAUUUUGUUCUACAUCAGAAUCCCUGUUAAUUUGAUUAACACGAUUAAUCUAACCAAGAAAGAUCCUGUUUUGGUUUUUACAUAAAUGGGCAAUAACGUCGAAUUAAUGUCUUCUGAAUGCAGAUGUUGGAGCGCUUCUCUGCCAGUCAAUGAUUGAGUCUUGCAUUAAAAAAAAAACAGCUGUCAUCAAAUAGUUGAAUUUCUUUGUUUGUGCCACGGCUGUUGGCUAGCUAAACUUCUCCUUGUGCCUGUCCCAUAAACAUGUUAGCUUUGCUUUUACCCCAGGGUUUUUACUUACCACUACUUAUGAUAUUGCACACAGAUGUAUAUAGAUAUUUUAUUGUUGAUGCUCUCUUAUUGGCCCUAAAAUCAAGAACAAAACAAAGUACCGCAGCAGCUGGGGGGUUUGGUGGGUGGGGGGUUUCAAGGUUGUUCAGAACAGCUUUUAUGUCCAUGUACCUUUAAUGGUUUUUGAAAGGGGAAGAACAUUUUAUCAUGACUAUUAUGACUAUUUGUUCUUAUUAUUAGUAUGGCGAAAAUUACUGUUGAAAAAGUCUGCCCUUUUUAUUAGAAAGGGGCCGCUGAAGUGAAAGAAUGUCUUUUGAGAUAUAUUGUACUAAAGACGCAACACUUUUGUAUAUGUAUUUAUCGUUGUGUUACUGUAGGCUCAUGGUGGUUGUGCUCUCAUGGUUGGAGGGGUUUUACUUUUCGGUUUGUGCGGCUUCACAAACCUUCCUGGAGUUUCUCCAAGGAAAAAGACUAGAUUUUAACCCCAACGCAACAGUUACAAAGUCAGCUUGAGAAUCUCAUAAAACCAGAUUCUCCUCACAGCCCUGUAACAGCAUCUUGAUAUAGAAAUGUUUAACUGGCGACAUAGAGCUUCAUUAAUUCAAGACAUUUUUAUCAAAAUUUAUAGCAUGGGUUGAUGCCUACAUACUAUUAACACAUGAGCACAAGCCCAGUCUUAAGAGAUGAAAAUAAUAUUCUGAUUAGCUGGUAAACGUUUUUUUCUUUCAGAAUACUGUGACCUCUUCAGGUUCAUAUGAUAAAAGAAUAAAGCAGACUGGGACUAAAAGCUAAUGCACCUGAAUCAUGACACUUAAUAUCACACAGUGGACCUGGGAAUCUCUUGUUUAAACAGGCAGUAAGUGUAGAGGUCGAUGUAAAGGCCUAUAAUUUUGGGAGCACUGCUGCCUAGCAUAUCAAUACAUAUUGUACGCUACAUAUGGCACUCAAAGAGCAGCGGUCUGCCCUGGAGAGUCACACACACCGAGACCCUAACACACCCUUGUUUAAGGUUUAAGAAGACUAACUGUAGCUGUCAGGUUUGGCUUGUGUAACAAAGGCUCCCGUAAUCUAUCCAAGGAGCCGUUGUAGAGCUUCAUCUACUGCUGCCGCGCUCAUACCAGACAUGCAAGUGUAACACUAGCUAAUAAACACCUAUUGUACCUGCAGAGCAUGCUGAAAAACAACAAUGGGAUGUGUUAGGUAGACUUACUAUGUCAUUUGCAGAACCUCCUUAUUGUUUUUUUUGUGUGUGUGUUUUUUUUUUUUUUUCAUUAAUUUGAAUUUUAUUUUUUGGUUUGGAAAAAAAGUGUUUAUUGUGGUUACUUGUUAAUUAGUGAUGUGAUUAUUAAACAUGAAAUAAAAUGAACUAAAACUCUCA